Messenger RNA from Linepithema humile (Argentine ant), 1025 nucleotides. Its product is annotated as peroxynitrite isomerase THAP4-like. Lineage: Eukaryota; Metazoa; Arthropoda; Insecta; Hymenoptera; Formicidae. The record is from RefSeq and is a predicted model, not a curated record.
CAACAACGUACGCUUUUUCAAACUUCGUAACUAAUUUCAAGCAAAAAAACUUUUCCGUUGUAUCAUUUCUUUUUUGUAAAGUGUUUUAAGAUAACAAAUUAUUUGGUAAAAAGCGAGAAAAUUGUAUUGUAAGAAAUUAUUUGAAACUGUUCGUUUAUUCUGUUAAGUUGACGUAAAGAGUAAAGGUUAAGAAAAUGAAGGUAAAGCUAAAUACAUGUAGUACCUGCUCAGGAACAAGCACGCAAAAUAUCGUUAUAUUUUGCUGAAACUCUCAUCUAAAACUGAAAGAUAAGUUUAGAUAUAAUUCUAACUUGUCACUUGCUUACUAUUAUUGCUAAUAUAAAAAAAAUUUUAUAAAGCAAGUUGGAAACAUGAAGCGUUUAUCACGACAUGCAGCAUUAGAAUCGCUAAGUUGGUUAGAAGGAACAUGGAGAACAGAGAAGCAAGGUAGCGGCAAAUAUCCAACUAUUAAAGAUUUUAACUACUGCGAGGAGAUAAGUUUCAUAUCCAUAGGCCAACCUAUGUUCAAUUAUACUGCGCAAAGUUGGCACCCAGAAUUAAAGAAGCCUAUGCAUCGGGAAACAGGGUUCUUAAGAGUGAAUCCAGAAGAGAACAAAGUAUCUCUUCUUUUGGCACACAAUUUUGGUUUAACGACCAUUGAACAUGGUGAGGUAAUUGAUAAAACUAUUGUUUUACAUAAUACUGAUAUAUCAAGAAUGAAAGGAGCAAAACCACCUGAGGUCACACAGAUACGCAGAGAAUUCAAACUCGAUGGUGACUGUUUGGAGCAAGUGUUUUAUAUGGCAACAUCAACUAAUCCAGAGCUGACUGAACAUUUGCGAGCAAAGUAUGUUAAAGUGAGCGAAGAAGCAUAAAAAGUAUUGCGUGGUGGCGUAUAGCGAAUGAGAUUCCAGGUUUCAUAUAAUGAAUGAGAUUUCAGGAAGGUAUAAAUACCAGAAAUCUCGUGUAGCAAUCUCAGUGUAGCCUGCGACUAAGUUUUUUCACUUGAUGCUCUGUGAAGAAUA